Molecule: messenger RNA, 2256 nt
Organism: Exophiala oligosperma
Lineage: Eukaryota; Fungi; Ascomycota; Eurotiomycetes; Chaetothyriales; Herpotrichiellaceae
Exons: 2
Coding region: 862-2148 (428 amino acids)
Source: RefSeq, a predicted model, not a curated record
CUUUCUCACUCUCGCUCUCAUCUCUCUAUUUUCUCCAUGUCCACUCUUCCAUCAGCACUUGACCCAAUCGAGAUGGCAGACAUAUUGCGCACUGAGGGCCUUGCCAGCAGAGUACUCCGUACCAUCGUGCUACCUGGUCCUAGCACGCCUUGACUACCUGACGAGAUGCCCGGUAGAACAAUCCCGCCGAUGACCCUUCAUUUGUCGACUGGAGAGUUCCGCAGACAGAUUUACAAUAAGCGCGUUCGAUCAUGAUGUGCACCUGUCCGGAGUCUAAGUGUCACAGACACUUGGCGAGUAUGCAACCGUCCAUGUUGCAUCCUAUACCUCGUACCCAAAUACAGUACCUCAGAUUCACAAAAACCCUCUACUCUCAACAGCUCAGACCAGAUGGAGGCCAAACCACCGGUCGAGCAGGCUGAGCAGAUCUUAACUUAGGACGGAUCUUGGUCGAAGAAUAGGUUGGCCAUCCACCCAAUGUGCACAAGCCCGUCAGCACAGCAAUUUACACGUUGCUCCCUUUCCCUCAGCCCCCAGAUCGAACCAAAAUCUUAGCUUCAUGCCUAAGCAUCGUUACGGCCCCCGGUUCGGUGACCUUGGUCGUUGCUUAAACGAUAUUCUAACUUCGACGGUGAGUUCUACGUGGUACGAACACACAAGCUACGCUCUUUCAGAAAAGCAAACGAGAUCUUACAUACUCCGUACAGAUACACCUAAUCAAGCUCCGCUUGCCCACGUUAUUACUCAACUACAACCCUUCUUAUUACUCUCCUUCCACUUCUAUCACAAACCAAAGCAACAGCUUUUUCGUUUUUGUUGAAUACACAUUCACUCAGUUGCAUACCAUACCAUAUAAUCACGAUGCAUUUCAACAAGGCUCUCGCCGUGGUUGGCUCCCUUGCUCUUGCGUCGCUCGUCUCCGCAGUUCCAGUCGAGAAGCGAGGUUCUGUCUUCUACGGAGACAGAACCCAGCACCUCAAAGAUUACCAGGCGAACCAAGGCAAUGCCGGCCCAUCAUCAUCUGGUGGUUCCUGGGCGCCCAGUUCAACCGGCGGUGCUCCUCCAGCUCCUCCCCAGCAGACCUCUGGGACACCUCCACCACCAGCGACACCUUCGAGUCAAGGGUCAAAUCCAUUCAAGUUCCCUCUUCAGAAUGGCUUCCCAAACAUCCAGAACCCCUCAGCAGCUUUGACGCAGAUUGAGCAACAAGCCCACGGUCUCCUCCCCAAUGGCCCUCCUCCUCCAUCUGCCCCCGCAGCCGAUGAUCUCACCUCUCUGAGGUUGAUCGCCUUCAACGAAAUCUUCGAGGUGGCCUACUUCACGGAGCUUCUAUCCAAUGUCACCAAUAACGUUGUCGGUUACCAGUUCCAAGAUGCGAACCUUCGAGAGACCAUCAUCGAAGCACUCACGGCCAUCGUCGCACAGGAAGAGCUUCACGCGCUGAACGCCAACGGUGCUCUCGCUCACUUCAACGCCGGCCCGAUCCAACCUUGCUUGUACAAUGCGCCCGUGGACAACUUCCAAGACGCUAUCGCACUGGCGUCCACCUUCACCGAUGUUGUUCUCGGAACCCUGGGUGACGUGCAGGUCCACUUUGGCCAGAACGGCGACGCUGGUCUGAUUCGCGGUGUCGCCGCCGUCAUCGGCCAGGAAGGAGAGCAGAACGGCUUCUACCGUGAAAUCCUCGGCGAACUCCCCAGCCAGGCACCUUUCCUGACUGCCUCCGCGCGAGAAUUCGCCUUUUCCGCCCUCAACCAGAACUUUGUCGUCCCGGGCUCCUGCCCCAACUCCAACACCAUCGCCUUGCCGAUCUUUGGCGCCCUGACCCUCGAGACUCCCAAGGUGCAAGCUCAGGACCAGCAGUUGCAAUUCUCCUUCCAGGCGACCGGCCAGUACAGCCAGUACGCGAGCGGUCAAGGAUUGAGCUUGGUCUACAUCAACCAGCAGAACGUGCCUGUCGUCGUGCCUAUCCAGGGAGCCCAGAACGACGGUGGCAAGGUGACAUUCUCGGCCAACUUCCCGUUCUCGGAGAACUUGAUGUUCGGUUUGACGAUUGCGGCCGUCACUUCCAACGCCGGUCCGUUCGCCGACGUCGAUGCUGUGGCAAAGGCCGCGUUGUUCGGUCCUGCUUUGAUUGAAGUUCAGUAGAGAAGAAAACAGUCCAUGAUUUUAAUGUGUGCAUGGUUCAUCGGAGUUCUAUCGAGUCAUUCAAGAAAAAAUAGUCUAGUAAAUUGAUAGUUAAUCCAAAGAAAUUUC